GGAGCCUGUCCCCGGGACACCGGGGCCUCCGCCGGAGCCUGCCGGGCGCGGGGGAGAGGAGGCGGGCUGCGGGCGCCGCCAGGCCUCUCAGCGGAGCGAACGGGGGAAGCAUCCGUGUCUUCGGGAGGGCAGCCAGCCUUCCGUGACCGCGUGGCUGGCGUUCCUGCCUGCCUUCCCUGGCUUUAAAUGGUGCGGCCCCUCCUGGUGGGGCAGGUGUUGGUGGAGCCUGGAUCCCGGCGGCGUCUGAACGGAUGUGCUGGCACAGCUGGAGCCAUCCUGACCUGUCCCCUGGAAGUGGUGAAGACACGUCUACAGUCAUCCCAGCUGACACUGCGGCCUCUGUGCCUCUCGGAGAUACAGCUUCCAGGGAUGGGUGUGAGGCUGAUGAACCCCACUCCACCAUCUCCUGGAGUGCUCAAGUUGCUGAGGGCCAUCCUUGAGAAAGAAGGCGUGCGAUCCCUGUUCCGAGGUCUGGGUCCAAACCUUGUUGGGGUUGCUCCUUCCCGGGCUAUAUAUUUUGCUGCUUAUUCUGGUGUUAAGGAGAGGCUCAACACUGUUCUUGUACCAGAGUCCAAGAAAGUACACAUGCUGUCAGCAGCCUGUGCAGGCAUUACCUCUGCCACGGUCACCAACCCUGUCUGGUUAGUGAAAACUAGGAUGCAACUGGAAGCCAGGGGGAAGGGGGAGAUGGCCAGCAAUGCUCUCCAGUGUGCCAUGCGUGUGUACCACACUGAAGGCCUUCGUGGAUUUUACCGGGGUAUCACUGCCUCCUAUGCUGGAGUGUCAGAGACCAUCAUACACUUUGUCAUCUAUGAAGCGCUGAAACAGCAGCUGAGGAGCAGCCAUCAUUCCCUUUCCCCACCACUCACACUUUCGCCAAACAACCACGAUUUCUUUGGACUGAUGGGAGCUGCUGCUGUCUCCAAAACAUGUGCCUCGUGUAUUGCAUAUCCUCACGAGGUCAUUCGGACACGGUUGCGAGAAGAAGGGACACGAUACCGUUCCUUUGUACAGACUCUGCAGCUUGUGAUCCAUGAGGAGGGACCCUUGGCUUUAUACCGAGGCCUCCUGGCUCACUUGAUCCGCCAGAUCCCAAAUGCAGCUAUCAUGAUGGCUACCUAUGAACUCAUCGUGCAUUUGGCCUCUUCCACCUUGUAAGCAAACUGCCGUGCCUGGCUGAGGCUGCUGUAGACAUAGAGAGACCUCAUAGCCCUGAGACUUGGUCUUUCUCCAUGCUCCAAGGGUUGUGCUUUCCAGCACUUACCAGAAGUGGGUCAGGCAUAGCAUUCUCAGGACGUAAGGUUUUUUGCUCCAGUGUGCACAGUGUGGCCUUUCUUCUUUUUGGAGACUUAAAUUGGUGUUUCAAGAUGUCAGGGCACUGGUUUGACAGUGCCUGCUGUAAACUCCCUGUAUGAAACAAGGGUGUGGAACUUAGUGGGAAGGAGACAAAGGAAAAGGCAUAAGAGUAUCUUAGCCUCAGCACAUUCACUUCUUUUGGACCCAGUAACAACCAUGUAUACAAGGGUACACUUGGAUAUGAAGAUGGGCUAGAGCUGAGACAUCAGAGAGAACUACAGCCAGGAGAGAUACUGCACUGAGAUCUUUCAUGCCUUCAGAGAGCUCUUCCACCCUCAACUACUGUGCUACCUUCCUGCCCCUAAGGAGGACUUCUUCAGCCUUGGCUGCCAGCAGAUGUCCUGUUACAGAAUCUUCCUUUAGGUCCUUAACAUGUUGCAGUGAUUGCCCCCAAGAGUGUCAGGCAGCUGACAGCCUCUUUUUGUCUUGCAGGGUCUGAGUAAUCAGACCAAGUAGAUGAAGGGAAGAAGCACAACCUGCUAUGGAGUACUGCCCUAACAACUCAUGCUACUGGGCUCUUAGCCAUGCUUUGCCAGUAUCUGUUGACACCUCCUUCCCUCAGAAGUGCUGGGGCUGUUCUAUACAGGCUGGAACCCUGUUGUGAAAAAUACUUGUUUAUGCUGGUUAAAAAAAAAAAAAAAGUGGAUCAGGUGAAAAGAUGGAUGAGGCUGAGGAUGUACCUGUUUCUAUUAAUUAUACACUAAGUGUAUGGAAAGAGCUUUAUUUUUUUUCCUCUAAUCAAUAAUUCAGUUUGCUGCAUGUGUUAUAUUUGUCUGUGGCGGGCUGGGAUGCCUUCUGUUCCUCUGUGGGUUCUUCAGCUGUGUUCUGAGGAAGGCUACAUUGUUUACACAGAGUAUUUUGACACUCAGAAACUGACAGGGGGAUAGGGUCAGGGAGGCUGUAUUUUUCUUGUUCUACCACAUACACUAAAAAAGUGUAACCUUUUCCCAUGAUAAGAGAGUUGGGCUGAGAGUUGAGGUUGUUCAGCCUGGAGAAGAGAAGGCUCUGGGGAGACCUCAUAGCAGCCUUCCAGUACCUGAAGGGGCUACAGGAAAGCUGGGGAGGGGCUUUUUACAGGGGCUGGUAGUGAGAGGACAAGGGGCAGUGGAUUAAAACUGGCAGAGGGGAGAUUUAGGUUGGACAUCAGGAGGAAACUCUUUAGUGUGAGGGUGGUGAGACACUGGCAUAGGUUGCCCAGGGAAGCUGUGGCUGCCCACUCCCUGGAAGCGUUCAAGGGCAGGUUGGAUGGGGCUCUGAGCAACCUGGUCCGGUGGGAGGUGUCCCUGCCUGCACAGGGAGGUUGGAACUAGGUGAUCUUUAAGGUGCCUUCCUACUCAAACCAUUCUGUGAUGCUUCUGUGAUUCUAUGAUAAGGCAGUAAUUUCAGUGAAUACACACUCUGGGCAAUCUCCAGUUUCACAUUAGAGACUAUACUGAGUGUUUCUUUUCCUGCUUGUAGUGACAAACUGCAGAAGUCCUGAACAUUUUAUUUGAAAUACAUUUAUUUUAAAAUCCA
Molecule: messenger RNA, 2871 nt
Organism: Apus apus (common swift)
Lineage: Eukaryota; Metazoa; Chordata; Aves; Apodiformes; Apodidae
Product: solute carrier family 25 member 36-like
Exons: 7
Coding region: 187-1158 (323 amino acids)
Biological process (GO): pyrimidine nucleotide import into mitochondrion
Cellular component (GO): mitochondrion
Molecular function (GO): pyrimidine nucleotide transmembrane transporter activity
Source: RefSeq, a predicted model, not a curated record